Messenger RNA from Aplysia californica (California sea hare), 2749 nucleotides. Its product is annotated as mitochondrial fission regulator 2. Gene Ontology annotation, biological process: mitochondrial fission; aerobic respiration. Lineage: Eukaryota; Metazoa; Mollusca; Gastropoda; Aplysiida; Aplysiidae. The record is from RefSeq and is a predicted model, not a curated record. Gene Ontology annotation, cellular component: mitochondrion.
GAGGGAAUUUCGAACAGAGAACAACUAGGCUACAACAGGACAUUGAUUGAACUGUGUGAACCACAGGCGAAUGCUGGACUGACGUGACUGGAUGUUGUUUUACCAACAGGCUUUCUCAUGCACAGCGUGAGCCAGGUGACGUCAUGACUGAUGUAAUAGAAGAUGCUCAAUGGGUCCUCCAGAGGGCCAUUGAGUACUUGACCACUGUGUUGGAAAAUCUGAGUGAAUGCAUCAGAAGAAACCAGCACAGAGAGAUCACUCGAAAGACACUGGUCAGGUGGCUGGCUGCUUUCUUGCCUGCCCCACGAGAUCCGAGGUUGCACCUGCAGCGCCAGCUCGGAGGACCUCGUGACGAGGUCCAGCUUGCCCGCUGGCCAAGCACCGGCAGUCUGAACUCAGUCCUUUCUUCCAGCAGCAUUCACCAGUGGCUGGAAGAGGACCUGGGGGAGAACUUUGUCCACUUCAGGCGUAUGAGCUCAGAGGGUGAGGAUGAUGUUGAGUUCGAGAGGAGCUCGACGACUGCUGUGCUUGGGGCGGUUGGGGGUCUGCUCACCUCCACACCCAACCACAACCUGUCCUCAACAUCGAGCUUAGCCUCCACCAACGAUGCCUCCAGCACCAGGAUGUCGGAGAUGGAGGAAGAAUUGGCUGCUCUUAGGCGUCAGAUUGCCCAGCUGGUCAUGGCACAGGAAACGUCCAGCUUGAACAAGACUGUCACAGGAGAGUCCCCCAGUGAUGUGUCCCAGGCAGCUGGUAUGCCCCUUCCCCAGUCCCCAUCCUCCCUGGAUGACUCUGGUUGUGAGAGUGAAUCUGUCCAGAGAGCUCAAUCCCCAGAGUUUCUGUGCCAAGGGGAGGUUCUGCCUGCCCCUCCCCCUCCUCCCGUGCCUCCUCCACCCCCACCACCUCCUCUCGCCCCACCACCUCCUCUAGCCCCACCUCUGGUACGGCAAUUGUCACAUCCUGGCACUCAGAGCUUUUCCGACAUGCUGCGAGAGAGAUCGUCCAGCCUGAGCUCUCUGACAGAGCAACCAGCUGAUCGUGCAGGGUCAGUGCCAGCCAUGGUGGAUGUGCUGCGGGACCUUGGGUCUGUGAAGCUGAAAGCUGUAGCGAGUGUGGUGGAGCAGUGUUUCAGAAGGCUCAGCGACGUCUGAGCAUGCUACAGGAGGACAAUGACAGUUGGACCCCGGUGGCCUCCCCGCUCAAGACGCUCAACAUUUGACCGCGUCCUGGUACAGCUGUGUGUCUGAAUGCUACACGAGUGUCUGCCUUUAUUUGUGUAUGUCUGGUCUGGCUUGAAAUGCGUUUGGCUGUAUGCAUAAUUUCAUUUGCCUUCUAGAGGUGUGUCUUGCCGAGUACCUGGAGUGGUCGGUCUCAGAUUCAGGUUCACUAGUAUGAAUUCUGCAUCACCAGUCCCUGUUUUUUAUGUGCAUCCUUUUUUUUCUUCUUUUAAUUCUCUGCCUGUAGAUGUGUUUGUUUCGCUGUGUGUCUUGCUGUGUCUGUUGCCUGACAGUUGAAGUGUAUUUGGCUAAGUACCUGGAGUAUAAAGUAUGUGCCUGAUUCUUAUUCACCGGUGUCAUAUCCUCACCACCAGUGCCUAUUUGCCAUGUUCUUUCUGUGUCUUGUGUAACUGUGUGCGUGUCUUUUGCCUAGAUGUGUGUCUGGCUGUAUGUGUGUUUCUUUUGCCUUGAGGUGUGUUUGGCUGUGUGUGUCUUUUGUCCAGAGGAUUGUCUUGCGGGGUGUUUGGAGUGGUCUGUCUCAGAUACUGGUUCACUAGUGUGAUCCCCAUGUCUCCCAUGCCUGUUUGUUGAUAUGUGGUUCCAGGGCCCUGUCUCAGUGUCUGCCUUGAUUGUGCAUCUUUGCUGGAAAUUUUUUAAGCUGGAGGUGCAUUUUUUGUUUUUUUUGUUUUUUUUGCUUGAAAGUGUCUAGCUGAGUGUAUUGAAUACAUUGUGGGCCUGAUUCUUGUCAACCAGUGUCAUCUCCUCGCCACUUGUGCCUGUUAAAAAUAUUCCAACCGCUGACUUAGGGGGGAAAAGAGGAUGUAAAGAGAGUGCUAGUGAUGUCACUUGCCUGUGUUCACUGAGGCUUUGAGGGUGACUUUCUCUGAUAUGAGUGAGUUAAUUUCUCGUACAAUAAAGUGUUCCCUCAUAUGGUCUGGACCCGCUGGCUCAGUGGGGGCUACCACUGGGGUCAGACCAAACACUCAAGUAUAUAUACAGUGGAGUCUGCUAAAACUAAAAUCUGUGAAACUGCCAUAUUUUCUUCCGAUUAGCCAUGUUUUUUUUAGCGAGAUUGUUCAAAUUGUGAUAUAUCACUUUUUGUAAGUUUUUAGUCAUCCACCUCUUUUUGUAACACAGCUAUUUGAGCAUCAUUAUCUUCUAUUUCACUUUCUAGAACCGCGUAAAACUUGAUGAUUUGCAUUUCUUGCGUGUUGCUUGUGAAGAUUUAGAUGACAUAGCCUUCAAAAUUAUUUUCGGUUUCGAAAUAAGAGAUUUCGGCUAUUCAAUAGUUUGCUUACAAAAGCAAAGAAAAAAAAACUGGGGGUUCUCUUUUCUUUCAGCGCUAACAGGGUUCUCGGAUUAAACAUUACUUUAAGCGGAUUCCACUGUAUAUUAUGCACUCAUGUGGCUUCACCUGCUUGAUCCUUUAACUUGACUUUGUCUCUUGUAAUAUAUAUAUUCAAUGUACAUUAUAUUAUAUAAAAAUGUGUCCAUAUAAGCCGAUAUUCUGAAAUAAACUGUAUUUAAUUGUA